This is a messenger RNA of Sphaeramia orbicularis (orbiculate cardinalfish), 590 nucleotides long. It is a transcript of the gene hspe1, whose product is annotated as heat shock 10 protein 1. The record is from RefSeq and is a predicted model, not a curated record. Lineage: Eukaryota; Metazoa; Chordata; Actinopteri; Kurtiformes; Apogonidae. Gene Ontology annotation, cellular component: mitochondrion; mitochondrial matrix. The coding region runs from base 136 to 435 and encodes 99 amino acids. Gene Ontology annotation, molecular function: protein folding chaperone; protein-folding chaperone binding; metal ion binding. The transcript has 4 exons.
GCAUUGCGCAUGCGCAUAUUUCUUCUGGAUAUUUCCUCACGUGGAGUGAUUCCCCUUCAGUGUGUCAUAUAUCCUUGUCCACGGAGAAAUCGGGGUGCUGCUCCACGCCGUUCGUAGACGUCUCACACAUCAGAAAUGGCCUUCAGAAAAUUCCUCCCCUUGUUUGACCGGGUACUAGUGGAAAAAUUUGUUGCAGAAACAGUAACAAAAGGCGGCAUCAUGCUACCAGAGAAAUCUCAAGGCAAAGUGCUGCAGGCCACAGUAGUAGCAGUAGGACCUGGCUCUGUCAAUCAGAAAGGAGCUCUACAGCCUGUCAGUGUGAAGGUUGGAGAAAAGGUUCUCCUGCCAGAAUAUGGUGGAACCAAAGUCAUUCUAGACGACAAGGACUAUUUCCUGUUCCGUGAUGCGGAUAUCCUUGGCAAAUACGUCGAAUGAGUCAAGUUCGUUUCAUUGCUGUAGAACAUGUAAAGUCAUCCCUGGAGAAGAAAUUAAGUUGCCUCAUUCAUGUCUGUUUUCAUUUUUCUAUGUUAUUGACAUUGUAAAUAAUUCUAAUCAUGUUUUGUUACAAUAAUAAAAGUGAACUGUUGACA